GCGAUUCCAGGGAAUCAGUGACAAAAAAUUGCCUACAACUUGGAAGAAUCGCGGCUCAUCGGAGGUGACAAUUAAGAAGAAGAGAAAUCAAAUAACGUUUGGAGGGAACUUUUCGCGCUGCAGUCCAACGGCGUAAGUAUUUCAAAAUAAUAAAACAAACAAACCCAGAUUUCUCUGUAGACUGCAGCUCCACUGACUAGAAGAAGACGAUCCAACUUGCAGACAGGGAAGAAGAUGCAUCUUCAUUAGUAGGUUAAAGAUGGAGAUUCAAUUUGGUAUUUUCGAUUAGUGUUUAUGCCAUUGAAAAUGGAAGCUCCAGAAAGUUUAAUCAGUAAGGUUCACGAUGUUUUUUCAAGUGGUAUGGAUUUUGCUGCGCCUAUCUCCACAUUGAGAACAAAUGAAGUUGAUUUGGUGCAAGGUUUGUUGCAUAUAUUGCAAGGUUUAUCCAGUUCAGUAUUUGAUUGGAAUAACAGUAAACAUAGUUUUCUUCCUAAAGAUGGGAUUUACGUUUCUCAUCUCUCUCGAGGAAGUCUUCAUGCCAUUCUCAACCAAAUAAUGCACGCCGCCACAUGUUUAAAACUGGUGGAAAUCAUUAUUCAUAAAGUGGAAAAUUCUGCUAAAGCACCUUCACCUACUGUGAGGGCAUUCACAUGCUGUGUUUCAGCAUGGCUCAAAAGAUUACGGGGUAAUGCUUUGAAGGAAGAGGUGAAUAUGAUGAGCUCUGAUAGAGGAACAAUUCCAACUCUCUUGGGAUUGACUAAUUCUUUAUCAAGCCUCUGCUCUGGAGCACAAUUCUUACUGAAAAUAGUUCAAGGAGCAAUUCCUGAAAUAUAUUUUCAGCCAGAUUCUUCUAUUCCAGCUGCAGAUAUGGCGGCCUAUAUUCUAGAUCAUCUUUAUAGAAAGCUCAAUGAAGUUUGCGCUGUCCAAGGUGGUGAGGAGGAUGCAUAUAGGAUGCUGCUCUAUAUAUUUGUAGGCAGUGUUUUGCCCUACAUUGAGGGUCUUGAAUCCUGGCUUUUUGAAGGUAUCCUUGACGAUCCUUUUGAGGAGGUGUUCUUUUAUGCUAACAAAGGAAUUUCACUGGAUGAGGCUGAGUUCUGGGAGAAGAGUUAUAUGUUGAGACAAAUCAAGUAUCAAAAGUUUGACAAUGUUUCAAUUCAUGCACCAGUAAAAGAAUCCAUUUCUACAUCCAACUUGGCCAAAGGAAAAACACACGAUAACAGAGAUGCUCAAGUAUGUCCUCUUUUUUUGAAGGAUAUAGCCAUAUCCAUAGUUUCUGCAGGAAAAUCAUUGCAGCUGAUCCAACAUGCUCCUAGAAUGUUUUCAUCCUUAUCAGAGAAAGAGGGCAAUCACGAUAACUUUGAUUAUGCUAGUUCCAGAGAAAACAGCUUGAUCAAGAACAACUCUAUAAGGAGCAUAAACGGGUUGACAUUGUCAGAGGUGUUCUGUGUGUCCUUAGCCGCUCUUGUCGAAAAUGGUGAUCUUAUCUCUAAGCAUUUCUGGCAUGACGAAUCAUUUACUUCCACGUUUUUCCCUUUGUUUCAACACUUUGUAGACCAGAAAAAUUUGGUUGGGCAGAAUGGAAAUGACCUUCCAGUAAUAACUUGCUCAGAGAAGGUCUGGUAUAAGUUCUUGGUUGAAAUGUUGAGUGAGAAGAGAAAAGGUGCUUCUGAAUUUGCAAUGAAGGAUAAUAUUAACUUUCUUGAAGGGAACUGCAAGGCUGAAUAUGGAGAUGAUUUGGACAAGAUUCUGCUUUUGAGAUCACAGUGCUCACAAAAUCCUGCGAUUACUGUAUGUCAGAACUCCCUGCUUAAGAACAAAGAUAUCUGGAGCUCGUUGAAUUUGUAUAGAAAUUUCUCUCUUCCGCCUCUUAAUGAUGAGAAAUUAAGGGAAUCUAUUCUUGGUGGGAAUCACAAUCCUUUGCAAGUAUCUAAAGGAACAAACUAUGCUUUUGGUUUCCAGUUUGGCGAAUCUGAAUUCCUUCGUUCACAGGCUGACACGAAGAUGUUAGAACUAUUGUUUCCUUUCCCAACAUUGCUACCUUGCUUUCAGGAGGAUUUGAGCAUGUCGGAAGUCCUACCUUUUCAAAAGAAUAGCACUCUUCCAUCUAAAAUUCUUGGCUGGAUUCAGAAGGUUGAACCAAAGACAACUCCUCUGCCUGUUGUUAUUAUACAGGAAUGCCUUAUUGUCAACAUCAAGAAGCAGGUUGACUAUAUUGGCAAGAAUAUUUUGUCAAAGUUACUUUAUGAUUGGAGGCUGAUGGAUGAACUUGUUGUGUUGCGUGCUAUAUAUAUGCUAGGCUCAGGUGAUCUACUCCAUCAUUUCCUGACUGUGAUAUUCGAUAAAGUUGACAAGGGUGAGACUUGGGACGAUGAUUUUGAGUUGAAUAUGAUAUUACAGGAAUCAAUUGCAAAUUCAGCUGAUAGUGGGCUAUUAAAUACAUCAGAUUCAUUGGUGGUAUCUAUUACCAAUGAGAACCCCGGUCUCAGUGCUGAUGAGCGUCACGACGAUAAUAUUUCGAGUACAUCUCACAAAAGUCGUGCCCAGGGCUUUGGAAUUCAUGGCCUUGAUUCACUAAAAUUCACUUAUAAGGUCUCUUGGCCACUCGAACUUAUAGCUAAUACGGAAGCAAUCAAAAAGUAUAACCAGGUGAUGAAUUUCUUGUUGAAAGUCAGACGAGCUAAGUAUGUGCUCGAUAAAACUCGGAGGUGGAUGUGGAAGGGUAGAGGAAGAGGCGCUUUGACAAUCAAUUCUAAGCGACACUGGUUAGUAGAGCAGAAACUGCUACACUUUGUCGAUGCCUUUCACCAGUAUGUCAUGGACAGAGUAUAUCAUAGUGCAUGGCUUGAACUAUGUGAAGGCAUGGAAGCUGCUAGAUCUCUAGACCAAGUGUUGGGAGUACACGAAGCUUAUCUGUUGUCAAUACAACGCCAAUGCUUUGUCGUUCCAGAUAAGUUGUGGGCACUGAUUGCGAACCGGAUCAACACCAUUCUUGGAUUGGCACUGGAUUUCUAUUCGAUUCAGCAGACACUAAUCAGUGGGGGAGCAGUUUCAACUAUUAGGGCCAGAUGUGAAAUGGAAGUUGAUCGGAUUGAGAAGCAGUUCGAUGAUUGCAUUGCCUUUCUUCUCAGAGUUCUUUCUUUCAAGCUGAAUGUUGGACAUUUUCCUCACCUUGCGGAUUUGGUUACGAGAAUCAAUUACAACUAUUUCUAUAUGUCUGAUAAUGGAAACUUGAUCAACGCUCACGGAUCUGAAACCGUCGCAUCUAGGCUUGGGAAGACAUUUUCUUCUAGACCAGACUAACAUGAAUGAUUUCAACAUACUGGAAUCUGGAUAAUGAUGGUUGUUUUCGUGUUGUAUUUGAUAAAAUCGAAAUGUUAGUUUGUUAAGAAACAUUGGAAGUUCAUUCCUCAUAUAAUCGAUUUUGCAAGAAAAAAUGCAAAA
Impatiens glandulifera is the source of this 3441-nucleotide messenger RNA. Its product is annotated as gamma-tubulin complex component 5-like. Gene Ontology annotation, molecular function: microtubule minus-end binding; gamma-tubulin binding. Gene Ontology annotation, cellular component: equatorial microtubule organizing center; gamma-tubulin complex; spindle pole. The coding region runs from base 295 to 3300 and encodes 1001 amino acids. The transcript has 17 exons. Gene Ontology annotation, biological process: microtubule nucleation; cytoplasmic microtubule organization; meiotic cell cycle. Lineage: Eukaryota; Viridiplantae; Streptophyta; Magnoliopsida; Ericales; Balsaminaceae. The record is from RefSeq and is a predicted model, not a curated record.